AUGCCCCUCCCUGCUAUCCUAACAUUAGACCCCCAGAGUCCUGUGUUCCCUGGAGAGCACGUCAGUCUGAAGUGUGAAAUAGGGUCCUAUGGUGGUUGGACAUUUAAGUGGCAUGAAGGGUCAGACUCUGGGCCGGUAUAUGAGUCGAUUGGAAACACCUUCACCGUAAGAGCUGCGGAGUCUAAUGAGACCAAGUACUGGUGUCAGGGCGAGAGGACAGACAGACCCACAGCAUCAGAAAGAAGUAAUGAAGUCAAUAUCCAGGUGAUGGCUCUACCUGAAGCUAAGCUAACAGCAGAGCCACACAGUCCUGUGUCCACUGGGACGACGGUCACUCUGAAGUGUGUGAUAGAAUCACCCAGUAACUGGACAUACAAGUGGUACAAGGACAGAAAAAAUCAUCUUGAGAUUGAGGGGGACAACUUCACCAUCACCAGAACUACUGACUCUGAUGAGGGGACAUACUGGUGUCAGGGAGUGAGAGGAGAGAGACCCACAUCAACACAGCUCAGUAAUGCAGUUUCUGUUGGCAAGAAGGGUUCUGAGUCCAGUCCUUUUAUAAUGGGUGUGGCAGUGGCUGGGGGUGUGGUCGGAGGAGUGGUCCUCACUGUCAUCAUUUUAAAAGUUCUAUCAUAUUACUACAGAAGACAGAAAGGUGUGUGUGCAGGGGAUGAUGUGACUUACAUGAGUGCUGUGGUUGGAGGAUCAGUGGUGCUGCCAUCUGGAUAUCAGAGGAGCGAGGUUCAAAUGGCUGAAUGGAAUUUUAAAGAUAUGAAAAUUGUGUCUCUGAAACGGGAUUAUAAAACCCAAUUCAGUGGAAGAUCAGAAAUGAACUCCAGCCAUUUAAGUUUAACCGUGCGCAAACUAACAAAAGCAGAUACAGGACUAUUUACAUUUGUUUGCACAAACAACAAAGGUGAACAGUUGACAACAAAGAAUAUUCAACUAGAAGUUUAUGAUUCCAUUCUGACGGUAAACAUCCAAAAGAAUGUGACUCUUCACCCAUUGAACAACACCUGCACGGUCAGAUUGCUCUGCGAUGCCAGCGGUUCACCAGAUGUGCAGCUUUCAUGGAGUGGGCAUUGCACAGGGAAUGGUGCCAAACAGCACUUCUCUCUAUCACCAGCAGAGGGUAGUGUCACAUGUGCAUGUAAAGCAAGUGUGGGCAGGAAUCAUAAGCUGGUGACUGCAGACAUCAAGUGUGAGAGCAAGACUUCAAAUAAAUCUGUGGAGCCUGAUGUUAUCAACAGGAUUUCAUCUAACGAGUGGUACCUUGUGGUGAUUCCUGCAGCUGGCGGAGUUCUUGUCGGCAUAAUAGUUGGUGUUUGCUCUUACAAGGGACACAAUGGUUUGUAA
Molecule: messenger RNA, 1356 nt
Organism: Sardina pilchardus (European sardine)
Lineage: Eukaryota; Metazoa; Chordata; Actinopteri; Clupeiformes; Clupeidae
Product: sialoadhesin-like
Exons: 7
Coding region: 1-1356 (451 amino acids)
Biological process (GO): cell surface receptor signaling pathway
Cellular component (GO): plasma membrane
Molecular function (GO): transmembrane signaling receptor activity
Source: RefSeq, a predicted model, not a curated record